Molecule: messenger RNA, 222 nt
Organism: Nakaseomyces glabratus
Lineage: Eukaryota; Fungi; Ascomycota; Saccharomycetes; Saccharomycetales; Saccharomycetaceae
Gene: TFB5
Product: TFIIH complex subunit TFB5
Biological process (GO): transcription by RNA polymerase II; transcription initiation at RNA polymerase II promoter; nucleotide-excision repair
Cellular component (GO): transcription factor TFIIH core complex; transcription factor TFIIH holo complex
Source: RefSeq, a predicted model, not a curated record
AUGGUACGAGCUAGAAGAGGUGUACUGCUGAAGUGUGAUCCUUCAAUCAAAGCGCUAAUCGUGCAAAUCGAUUCAGAACGUCAUGACAUUAUACUAGAAGAACUCGAUGAAACACACCUGUUAGUACAUCCUACAAAAGUUGAAUUUAUCAAGAUGGAACUGAAUAGAUUGCUGUCUAAGAAUAUAUAUAAUCCAUUGGAUGAGGAAGAAGAAGAGCAUUGA